AUGUCAUGCGAGAAUGCCGAAGAGGCUGCUGAGGAUGCGGUGGACCACGUGGACUCCACGGAGAGUGCUGAGGAGUCGGAGGAAGCAGCGAGCUUUGACUUCUACGCCAUCGUCGACUUCGAGUGCACCUGUGUGCGGCACACCACCGAAAGGAAGUUCAAGCACGAGAUCAUCGAAUUCCCGGUGGUCUUCUUGAAUGCCAAGACUCUCGAGGUGGAUCUGGAGUUCCACCGCUACGUGCGACCCACCGAAAAGCCAGAGCUGACGGACUUUUGCCGAGAGCUCACUGGCAUUCAGCAAGCUUGGGUCGAUGAAGCUGAUACUAUCGACGUGGUGUUGCGUGACUUCUAUGGCUUCCUGGAGGAGCAUUCCUUGUUCCAUCGCCCAUCCGAAGGAAAGCGGUGCUUCAGUUUCUGCACCGACGGACCGAUGGACAUCCAGGGCUUUCUGAAGCGCGAGACGCGGCGCAAAGGCAUGUGCUUGCGGGCCUGCUGGCAGACGUUCAUCGACGUCAAGAGAGUCUUUGGCGCAGCCUUCAAAAUGAAGCCCUGCGGCUUACAGGAGAUGCUCGCCUCGCGGAACUUGCACUUCCAAGGAAGGCCGCAUUCCGGCUUGGACGAUAGCCGGAACAUCGCGCGGCUGGUGGCUGAGCUGCUGAGAGAAGGACACGCGCUGCCCACGCUGCCGGCGGCCAAGAAGCCGAAGCCGCCGCCGACUUCGCCGACUUCGCCGCCGCCGCCGUCUGCGCCGAAGUCGAAGGGAGCCAAAGCCAAGAAGGGCCGAGGAAGAAAAGUGGAGGGUGGGCGAUCGGCGACCGCGGAGCGGAUGGGGUCGGAUCGCGCGGAUCGCUUGGGGGAUUGGAUCGAUCUGUCGACCAACACUUCCCGCGAUCCUUGCGAUCCAUGCGCCGCACGGGUUCCCCCGCUUCACACGGGUGCUCCGGUGGCCGGAAUGCAGCAGCGGGACCUGUACCUCGAGAGGGAGAAGAAGCACUGCGGCAUGAUCGGUGUUUUCGGAAGUGCGGAGGAAGUACGUUCCGAACCAUCCAGCGAGGAGGAGCCGAGCGAUGACACUGAAGAAGAGCUCAACCGUCAAAGGGCAGCUGCCUUUAUGGUUGGCCACUUCCACGUGCCGAAGUCGAGGCUCGUUCAACUCGGGCUGCCGAGCGGAGCUGGCAGAGCGAGCGUAGCCCUAGCCUUCCACGGCUCUGCCCGUGCGGAAGAAAACGGCAGGUUCGUGGCGUCCGAUGGUUGA
This is a messenger RNA of Durusdinium trenchii, 1254 nucleotides long. The record is from the annotation of a GenBank genome assembly. NCBI's taxonomy places the organism in Eukaryota, Dinophyceae, Suessiales, Symbiodiniaceae.